AUGACCCCAGACAUACUCGCUACUAACGACGAAGAUAGAAGACCUCUCAUGGUAACCGAAGACACGGAUUUGGAAUUUCCAACAAAUUCUAGCAUGGAAAGUUUAGGUAUCAUCGGACAACCGUUACAAGUUAAUACUUCUUCCGCUAACACCUCAAAUCCGUUUGCCUCAUUUGAUGAUGUUUUUUAUCAUGGAAACAGUAAACCCGUUUCAAGGAAUAAUAGUUAUAAAAUAGUAAAUGAUCAUACUUAUUUUCCAAGUGUGGGAGAAUUAUUAUGGAAAGAAGGUCAAAUGUAUAGCGACGUAAGAUUAUCUUUCGAGGAUCGUGGAACUUUAGCGGCAAGAGCCGGAAUACCUACAGAAUUACGUCUACACUCUCUCGUGUUAUUCCAAUCCCAAUUCUUUAAGGAACAACUAUCGGUAACUUCUGCGGCCGUACCUUCCUCUCCCUCUUCAAACAUAAUUAAGGAAAAACAAAUUAUCGUGCGAUUACCUUCACGUAUCACAGAAGAGGAUAUAAUAAACUUUUAUAGUACUUUAAAAUUAAUGUAUACAAAGAAUUGGGAUGUGGAAUUGGCAAAUAAUUUAACAAAAGGUGUUGGAUGUUUGUCCGUAUGUUGUGAAAUAGGGUUUCAUGAGGGGAUUGAGGCUUGUUGGAAAUGGUUGGUUAAUAAAUGCAAUCGUGAUAAGAAUAAAGAGAUGAUGAGAAGGUUAAUUGAAGCGUAUCCGAAUUUACAUGAACAAUUUUCAGAACCCGACGAGAAGAUCAAUCCAAAUGUAUUUGCUUCAAUUCCUUAUCAAAGCUCGAGUAAAAGUAAAAGAAAUUCCCAUGUUCAUCAUCGUUCUUCUCGUCGUUCAAAUAAAUCUCGUAGAAGAACAAAUUCCAGUGGAAAUGGCAACCUUAGUAACAGACAAUCAGUUCCUCCAAAGAUUAAAUUAUAUCGUGGUGAUGCCUCAAUGUUAAACGAUUCUUCGACCUCUCCGUGUGUGCCCUUUGAAAAAGUUUUACCCACUUUACCAUCUCCACCUCUUUCAACUUCUCCUUCCCUUUCUCCAAUAUUAUCCGAUAAUUCUCCUACAAAACCUUCUAAUCCGACUACUUUCCCUCCCUUACCUCCCACCUCCCCACCUUCAAUUUUCAAUAACUCUCGUGUACUUAACACCUGGAUAACGAAUUUCGAGUCUUAUGCUAUAUCAUCAAAACGAGCAUGUUCUAAAAUGCAAAUAGAAUCAAGGCAAGAUAGCAAAUGUUUCCCAUUCCUUGAACAUUUCGUUUCAAUAUUUGAUUCUAUUAAUCAAUUGGGUAGAGCUAAGCGUAUAAGUUCCCCCGAAGCUCUUGAUUACACAUUGCGCAUGUUAAAUGUAAUCAAAGUCGAGCAUGCUCAUUUUCACACUUUACAUAUGCCAUCACAGAAUAAACAACUGAAACCUUCCAAAUCUUCCAAAUCUCUCAAAUCUCUCAACCGAUCGCCAAUGUCUGCAUCAAAUUCCAACAGUACGCCUCCAAUAGUACUUCAUGAAUCAUUGGAUGAACCGUUAUCACAGAUAUUGAAAAAUAUUCUGGCUCCAAAAGAACAAAAACAUUUAUGCGAUUUUUUAUGGGCCCCUUCAAAUAUUUCAAAUUUAAUGCAUUUAAGAGAAAUAAGAAGUGAUGAUGAGGACAAUAUGGAAGAAGAUGAAUUCGAAAGGUAUGAUCAACUGAUGGGUGAAAUUAGCUUGGUAAAGGCUUCACGCGUAAGUAGAAUUGAGCAUAUGGUUGUUGGUGAAAAAAUGGCCAAAUGUAUGAGAGAAAUUCGUUCAAAUACCUCAAAGAAUUAUCGUUCUUCAUGA
Molecule: messenger RNA, 1830 nt
Organism: Funneliformis mosseae
Lineage: Eukaryota; Fungi; Glomeromycota; Glomeromycetes; Glomerales; Glomeraceae
Source: the annotation of a GenBank genome assembly